Daphnia magna is the source of this 802-nucleotide messenger RNA. RefSeq lists its product as uncharacterized. The record is from RefSeq and is a predicted model, not a curated record. NCBI's taxonomy places the organism in Eukaryota, Metazoa, Arthropoda, Branchiopoda, Diplostraca, Daphniidae. The transcript is spliced from 2 exons. Bases 86 to 691 code for a protein of 201 amino acids.
UAAGGAUUUCAACAGUGUUCUGCCGGCCAUUGCACAACCAAAAACAACUUCUGUUGCAGUCCAGUUAAGAUUUGUUUAAUUCAAAAUGCAUUUUUCACUGUCCGUUUUCGCUGUUCUUUUGGCUUGCGUAGCAGCCCAAAAUCAACCCCAGUACGUAGUUUUCCGCAGUCCUUACCAAGCUCCCUUCUAUGGCGAUAGCGCAGACGUACUCAAUCCAGAAGAUCCCCGACUUUUACUACCUACCACUACCCUGACCUCUACCUCAACUUCAACAGCCACCUGCACCAAGUCUGUAGCCACAGAAUGCACUCGCAAACGCCGAGGUCUCUUGUAUGACGGAGAAGAAGAACAACAAUUCCCCAUCGUUCCCUCAACUGUUGAAGGUGUUGAGACUACUCAGGUUUCAGCUCGUGAGGCUCGCGCUGCUGAUCCCCAGUUGUUGGCUAUGGCUUCGCCGCUCGCCUACCAACCCCAAUCCGCUUUCCGUAGUGGAUCCUUCAACUACCGUCCAGUUGUCGUACCUUACUUUGGCUCGCACGGCCAACCUGUUGCGGACGAACGUCUUUUCUUCACCCAAAUUCAGUCCGCUUUGACUGUGACAAGGACUUCGACUGUCUUCACUGUCACCACUUCCACCUCUACUCCAGAUUGCAGCAAAACCGGAACAUUUCCCCAGUGCCCAAAUGCUUAAAUAUUUCAAUUUAAAAUAAGCGUCGUACACAUAUCUGCUUUUUAAAGCUCAGAAAGUACUGUACUGGAACAUCUAUUCUGUUCAUUAUUUAAUAAAUACCCCUUAGCAUCA